GCGAUCUGCCCAGUCUGACACACACACACACACACGCGCGCGCGCACACACACGCUCCCAGCGCCAGAGACGGGCAGCAGCUCCGUUACCUCCACAGCAUCCACACCUCCUUCUGUCAGCUUCUGUCUGGAGCCCCGCUCCCAGGAUCGCCUUCGCUGGAGGAGAGAAGACACUGCUAAGUGGCUCUGGAGACGCGAGGCGCCCGCGACUGCUUUCCAAACUCCGUGUGAUGGCGGUGGGUGGGCUUGUUUAGGUGGAUUUUGGACUCUUUGGGGGUAAACACGCGAGGAAACUGGUCUACCCGUCCAAAGCCAUGGACGCGCACAAACUCCCCGCAGCUGCUGCUGCGCUCUUAGCGGUGCUGCUGCUCUCUGUGUCCAGCUGGGUCUCCUCCGUCCAGUUCCCCGACUCGCAUCAGGCUCAGGCAUGGGCGAAGCACAUACAGGAUGACCUCGUGGAGCUGAUUAACGCUGAGAGUGGCAUGGAGCACCUCGUUAAGACUUUCCAUGAUCUUAAGGAGCGCUACAGUGUGGAAGAGAACAACGCUCAUCAGCUGGUGGCCAAUGCUGCCCUCAACAUUGAAAAUCUGCUGGCCAACCGCUCCAAGGCUUUAAAGAUCCUGGCUAAAAAAGCUGAAGAUUUACAGAUGGAGCACGAGUGGAGAGAUAACAUAAGUGAGGAGGAUAUCAAUAAAUAUUACAAUGCAAAAUAUGAGCUCAACUCGUCUAACCCCGACCUUGUAAAAAGACAAAUCUUCCCGGAAUUCAAAGAAGACCCGGUCUUUAAGCGCCUCGUAUCGUACAACUCCACAGCUGUUCAUAUCCCCACAGACAUCUAUGAAGGCUCCACUAUAGUUCUGAAUGAGCUGUCCUGGACGCAAGCACUGGAUGAGACGUUUAAGAAAAAUAAGGAGGAGGACCCCUCACUGCUGUGGCAGGUGUUCGGCAGCGCUACCGGACUGGCCAGAUACUUCCCAGCCUCCCCAUGGAUGGACACUAGGAAAACUCCAAAUAAAAUCGACCUGUAUGAUGUACGGAGGAGGCCGUGGUACAUUCAAGGUGCAGCUUCACCAAAGGACAUGCUGAUCUUGGUGGAUGCGAGUGGGAGCGUGUCUGGAUUGACGCUAAAGUUAAUCCGCACUUCUGUAAGCGAGAUGCUGGAGACACUCUCUGAUGAUGAUUACGUCAAUGUAGUUUCUUUCAGCGCUGAGGCCCAACCAGUGGCCUGCUUCAAUAACCUCGUCCAGGCCAACGUUCGCAACAAGAAGAUCCUAAAGAAAGCAGUGCAGAACAUCACAGCCAACGGCACCACCGACUACAAGAAAGGCUUCAGGAUGGCCUUCGAUCAGCUCUCUUUGUUGAAUGUGUCCAGGGCAAACUGCAAUAAAAUCAUCAUGCUCUUUACGGAUGGAGGAGAAGAUAGAGCGUCUGAGAUCUUCGAUGAGUUCAAUCGUGAUCGCAAGGUCCGCAUCUUCACUUUCUCUGUGGGCCAACACAAUUAUGAUAAGGGACCUAUCAAGUGGAUGGCCUGCUCAAAUAAAGGCUAUUACUAUGAGAUUCCAUCUAUCGGAGCGAUCAGGAUCAACACACAGGAGUACCUGGAUGUGUUAGGCAGACCUAUGGUGAAAGCGGAUGAGGAUGCCAAGAAGGUGCAGUGGACCAAUGUCUACCAGGAUGCGCUGGAGCUUGGCCUGGUCAUCACAGGAACGCUGCCAGUGUUUAACAAGACUGGCAAGACAAGCAGCAGGGACAAGAACAAGCCGGGUAGUGAAAAUCAGCUGAUCCUGGGCGUGAUGGCCAUCGAUGUGUCUCUGGAUGACAUUAAGAGACUGACUCCCCGCUUCACUCUCGGCCCCAAUGGAUAUUACUUUGCCAUCGACCCGAAUGGAUACGUGCUGCUUCAUCCCAACCUUCUGCCAGAGAACACAAGGUUUGAAGAGCCGGUGACCUUAGACUUUUUGGAUGCGGAGUUGGAGAACGAGAACAAAGUGGAGAUUAGAAGGAUGAUGAUAGAUAAGGGAAACGGCAGUCGGUCCUUCUACACACUGGUGAAGUCCCAAGAUGAGCGUUACAUAGACAAGGGCCAGAGAACAUACACUUGGGCUCCAGUCAAUGAAGCAGAUUACAGCCUUGCCUUAGUGCUCCCUGAAUACAGUGUUCACUACAUCCAGCCCAGGAUUGGAGACACCAUCACCCAGGCCAAAUACUGGAGACCCUUCGAUCAUUCUGAGGACAAUGUCUCUGAAAGCCUACAGGUGGAUAAGUUUGACGAGUACGGAUAUACCUUCAUCGCUCCCAGAGAGUACUGCAAGGACCUGAAGCCGCAGAGUAGCAACAACACAGAGUUCCUGAUCGAGUUCAACGAGUACAUUGACAGGAAGACGCCCAACCAUCCGCUGUGCAACGUGGAUCUGGUAAACCGGUUGCUGCUGGACGCUGGCAUUACAUCUGAAAUGGUGAAGCACUGGCGUACACAGGACUUGAGUGAACGAAUCAGCGCUAGGUUUGUGGCCACAGAUGGAGGCAUUACCAGAGUCUAUCCCAAGAGUGCUGGUCUAGACUGGAAUGAGGAACCAGAGACAUAUGAGUCCAGUUUCUACAAGAGGAGCCUGGAUAAUAACAUUUACAUCUUUACACCACCCUUACCAGACAAUAACAGCCGUGCAGGUGAGACCAUUUUAGUGAGCAAAGCGGUGAAUCUUAGCAUAAAUGGAGUGACGCUUAAACCAGCAGUGGUUGGUGUAAAACUGGACAUCACUAAUUGGAUGGAAAGCUUCACAAAUGCUACAGAGAAGUCUAAUUGUAAUGAUGAGAUAUGUGGCUGCAAAAGAAAUGAUCAGAAUGUUGACUGCGUGCUCCUAGAUAACGGGGGAUUCUUAGUCAUGGCCAAUCAGGAUCAUUAUAUUGAUAAGAUCGGCCAGUUCUUUGGUGUGAUUGACCCCAUUCUGAUGAUCAACUUGCUGAAUGAGUCUCUGUUCUCCUUCAACAAAACCUACGACUACCAGUCGGUCUGUUACCCCGUCAAAGAAAACAGAUCGUCCGCAGGCCUCAGAUCAGUAUAUGUGCCGACCAUAGCAGAUAUACUGAAUGUGGGCUGGUGGGCCUCUGCAGCAGCCUGGUCAAUACUGCAGCAGCUGUUUGUUAGCAUAACGUUCCCUAAUUUCCUGGAAGCAGCGGAGCCAGAUGACGACGUCUUGGAGAAAGAAAGCUGCAUCACUGAACAGACUCAGUACUUCUUUGCAAACAAUGAGACAAGCUUCAAGGGAAACAUGGAGUGCGCCAACUGCUCCAGGCAGUUCAUUGCUGAGAAGCUAUGGAAGACCAAUCUGGUGCUAAUUAUUGCAGAUGCUAAGGAGAGCUGCAAGACAUGUGAUGUAAAGCCACUCAUCCAGGCUGAGCAGCCCUCUUCAGGUCCAGACCCCUGCGUUAUAGCCAACAACCCGCGGUACCGGAAAGGUCCAGUUGAGUGCUUUGACGACAAUGAAAGUGAACAGGAUGUGGACUGUGGUGGGGCGUCCGGUCUGAGUCCACCCGUUUGGCUCAUGGCCAUCUUUCAGCUGCUGUUGCUCUGGCGCCUGAGUGGACUAGGAUGCUGCCCAUCGUGACCUCAGCCUAGAGACGCCCCCCCCCCCUUUGAUGACGCCAAAAUCCUCGACCGAAUUCUGCCACACAAGUGUUUUUUAUUCGAAUCCUGGGCACCAACGUGCCUGGUUACGACGAGGAAGCCUUCGACCCAGGAAGCAAAGACUGAUGAAAUGUUUGCUCAUUGCCUAGAAGUCACGGUGGGUCAGCAGAUGAUAAAUGAGCUAAGACCUUCGUCCUUUGACCUCCGAGGCCAGUCUUGGCCCACGUGGGCAACAGGGUGGACAGCCUUACCUUUACCCCAGCAAAACAGAGAUCCUCUACCCGUGUCCACCUACACCAGUCAUGACUGAUAUCAUCACUGCCAAAUACAGUGCUCUCUCCUCUGCCUGUCUGUUGUGUCAGUUUUAUAACACCUGUUCCUUUUCUUUGGUUUUCUUGAGCAUCUCAUAGAGGUUAGGUUCUCAGUAUUAUUAAGUGUUAGUGUUUUGCCUUCAUGGGCUCAGGUUUUUUAGUUUUAAAGUCCAUAGAAUUAUAAAUUUUGACCAUCUGGUUGGACUGUAGAGUAAACUGGGUCCAUGUCCAUUUCGGAAAAGGUUGCUGAAAAAAGCGAUCGAAACACUGAGGUCCCAGAAUAGGCCUUUGAGGAAGUGUCAUCAUUUUGCAGUUUGCCAUUAGCAUCUGGACAAGUCCCGGGUCAGAACUGUUUCUUUCUGUUUAGAAAAAUAAAUGACGUUUCUUGGAAAAUCCCUCUGAUGCUCUGUGGUUAGCCGAAGAGUCCAAAGCCUAUAUAUUUAAUCCUUCAUAGAUUUGCCCCCAAAUGUCACUGCGUGAUUUGAAUUAUGAGGUUGUCAAAGCGUCUUUAUAAUCCAGUGAAUAUGAUUCAAUUUAGUUUGAUGUGAAAUGGUACACUGUAGAGAAACUUGCCAGUUUUGGAUGUCUGAACAAUGGUGGUGAUAGGAAAUGGGUAAAGAUGAUAAAAGCAUAAAUAUAACAGUUCAGUUUAUUAUACAAAACCACUGAAUCUAUAAACUCUUAGAAAAAAGGUAUGAAACUAACUGGGGCAGUACCCCUAUUGUCACUGUGGUGGAACCCUCAAGGGUACAUCUCGGUAUCUUUUGUCAGGGAACAUAAUUGUACCAUAAUCCAUUGAAAUUGGAGUUGUAUUGAUUCCUCAUACUCCCUCUCGUCUCAUUUUAAAUGAGCAGGUUUGGAAAAGGUGGAAAUACAUACUUUUCAACCGGAAAAACGCUUCACAAUUGGACUUUAAAACCACUGCUGUACCUUUGAGGGCACAUUUACAUUGUUUGUACCUUGAUGAAUGAAAAACGUACCUGCACAUCACCUUUAUUUCUAACAGCGUACCUGACUCCUAAGUUUUUAUGUUGACUAUAGUAAAAUGGUAGCAAAACCGAAUAGAAAAAAAGUCUAAAAUGUUAAACUCAUCAGAUGUCUGGUUCCUAUCACCACCACUGUGAACCAUUCUGACUGUAUGUUUCUCUAGAAUGGAGGAUUUCACAUCAAACCACUCUGAGUGACUUUGUUUACAUAUUAAUUAUAUAAUUAAGCAAUUGGCAGAAUUCCCCGUUAAGAAGUCUGUGUAUAUGUGCAAACAUUCCUAUGUGUUUAAUAGACAUCAAUACCAAAAAUGCCAAAAAACCCAAACCAGCAAACGUCAUCAAGCGUAGUAGUUCUGUGUCUUUGUCAGUAACAGGCUACAGUUUGAGUAACUGGUGUUGUUAUAUAAUAGUGCUGAUUUUAGCCUGACUUUCAUGUAACUUGGUGAUGUCAGUUCAAUGCACAAGAGUGUGUUAACUUGCUUCUAGUAUAUAUGACCUCACAAUUCAGAGGACUCGGCCAUAUGUGGGGGGAAUAUGUACAACUUUUCUGUUCAUCACAGCAGCUGUUUUCAAAAAGGCUGUUCAUUUAUCCCCAUAGAGAAAAAUGGCAAGACCCAGAGUCCUUAUUUGGACGUCACUGACUGCAAAAUGGCACAUGACCUCAGGGGUCUAUUCCCUAGUGAUGUCCACCUCAGUGCCUGUGGAUUCUCCUGUUUUUAACCAGUAGCUCAUUGCUAUAUCCUCCAUCACUCUAGUCAUGGCUGUUCUGUAGGCCCUCUACUCCACGGCCCUGGAACGGUUUACAUCCACCCACUGUGCAUUAAUAAGUGCACCUGCCAAAAAAUAGCUCCUCGUCCGCCCCCUCUACGCGUGGGCUUGCCAUGUAGUUUGUCCACUUUUUUAUCUUGGCGGCUUAUUGGCUCCGAAUGAAAGGCUUGAGGUGUUUAACUCUGUGCGAUGGGAAUAGCUACACUUAUUUUUAAUUAAUGAGGAAGGGUGUUGUUGCAUGUGAGUGAGUUUAGCUGUUUAUUUAAGCAAAAAAGUGGAAGAGAAAAAGUUUUUGUGCUUGCUACUGUAUCUUUACGUGUGAUGCUCAUUUUUGAUCAGAAGAGGUUUUUGUGGAUCAUCAUCCAUACGAUCAUCCUUUCCAAACUUGCUGAACCCAUCAAAAGCAAUGUUUAUUGAUUCGACAGGAAGCUAUAUGAUACGAGAACUGCUCUUCCAGGGUGUAUUUUCAUUUAUCCCUGUCCUUUGGGUUGAAGAUGUCUCCUGAUCUAAACCGUUUUGUCUGCUGUGUGCCUUGAUGUGUUCACACCUUUUGAAAUGGUGGAAAGGUAUUUCUGAGAGGCUCUGGUUUCAUUGUUUACUAAUACAGUUGCGUAAUGUUAUGCAAUGGAGCCCAGCCCUGGAAACCCACUGCGCUGUUUAGUGUUUUGCACCAUCCCUAACCCAACACACCUGCCUCUAAUAUUCACAUGCUUAGAAGACCUCGAUUAAGUGGGCUGAGGUAGAGUCCCUUACAUUAUGAUUUUUUUUUUUUAAGAAAAAUGCAUGAUUGGUCAUAACAGAUAACAGCCACUUCAGAUUCUUUAAAGCAUACACACUUAUACGCAGAUGAUGUACGUAAAACAGAGGACAUUGCAUAGAAUCACCAGUAGCAUACAUGAAAAUAUUAUAACUUCAUGGUAACUAACAUCACGAGCCAAGUUGUUUUCUAUGUAAUUACUGUGCAAUGUGACCAGCUUCUAGUCAUUUCAGUGGAGGCAGGUUACAAUAUGUAGUCUGACCACUGGGAUUCUGAUUUAGUACUAAAUCUAAAUAUUCUGGCUGGAAAACUGCCAACCUUUAAGAGAUCUUGCACUGAAAAUAGUAAUGCAUAGUAAUUACCAGGUUUAAAAGCAUGCAUCAUUUCCACAUGAAUACGAUAUAGUACAUCACCACAAGUAAGCAAACUGAAGAAUGUAUUUUAUCUAUGUGGAAAUGAUGCACAUUUGAACUCACUAUAUCCAUGGCAUUACUUUUUCCAAUGAAACUAGAUCUGUGUGCCUCGAAGAACAUAGGACCAAACUCUGGAAUCCAUGAGGUAAUCCCAAAAAACAGGAGUAAAAACCAUAAACAAAGGCAGUUUAGCAAGAUUACUGUUUAUUGUGUGCAUGUUUCUUACAAAUGACAAUCUGUAGCAAGCCACUGGAUAAUUCACAGUUCAGUUGUUGCCUUUUCUUUGGGUUUGUGUUUUUCAGCAGGGAAGGGAAGCACUAGAUGCCCUGCUGUUGUAUUUUAUACUUUAUGUAAUAGUACUUGGAUUGGAAUACAUGCAGUCUGAGCUGAGACGCCUGUGUCAUGUGGACAUUCAGGGUGUUCUUGGCAAAAUGUUAUAUUUGCGUCAUUGUCAGACCUGAUUUUGGCCUCUUAAUUGGCCGUGAUGGAAGUUUGAGUUGGCAACGUUGAUUGCCUUGAUUAAUUUGGUUAGAAAGUCACUGAUGAUGUUCAUAGGAAUUCAGCAGAAACAGGCUUUGAAAUCCUUCUGGUAGCGUCAGGAGCUUUUGAGGCACCGUUUCCUGUGGUCAGUGGAAGAUGUGUUGUUAAUGUGGCGUGCACUAGAUUGAGCAAUGUGGCAUUGCCAUCGAUGACUGCACUGUAAUUAGGCAUGCCUUUUUGAGUCAUGCUGCGUAAAUCCAAGUUUUCCAUUCUCCUGUGUUAUCUUUUGAGAGUUAUGGCGAGAUAAGUUUGGUUACAUGAGUGCUGAGAACUAUUCAGUACUUUGUUAGUAGAAUUACAGGAUUCCAAAAAAGGGAAAUGUGGGAAACUGUAGUAAAAGAACAGAAUGUCAGUUUUUCAGAUAUUCAGUUUUUUUUCUAAAUGCAGGGAAGUCUGUAGUAAAUCAGCCGGGCAAGACAGUGAGAUUAGGUUGAAAAGCGCUGGGAGUAUUCCAUUAAGCAACCACCUGUUUGUUUUUAAGGAACAGACGAUGCUUCUCUAAAAACUGUUCUGGCACCUUUAAUAAUAUUUGUAUGCUUAUUGUUUUCAUUCUUUAUUAUCCAGACUAUGAUUAUGUGGGAUCAUUGCAUCAGACAAUUGUUACAAUACAACUCAAACCAGCCCUUGUACCAUAUCGGUGACUGACUAACAGUUAAAUUAAGAGAUUCAAAAAUCAAGAUUCCAUAUAAAUUUGUUUUGUCAAUGUUAUGUGUCAAGAUCCUAAUAUAAUAAAGCAUCGACUCUUCA
This is a messenger RNA of Pygocentrus nattereri (red-bellied piranha), 8146 nucleotides long. It is a transcript of the gene cacna2d1a, whose product is annotated as calcium channel, voltage-dependent, alpha 2/delta subunit 1a. Gene Ontology annotation, cellular component: L-type voltage-gated calcium channel complex. Gene Ontology annotation, molecular function: voltage-gated calcium channel activity. Lineage: Eukaryota; Metazoa; Chordata; Actinopteri; Characiformes; Serrasalmidae. The transcript has 40 exons. The record is from RefSeq and is a predicted model, not a curated record. Bases 314 to 3604 code for a protein of 1096 amino acids.